GUUGUCUCAUAUAUGAAGUGAUUGUAAGAUGUGUCACGUACUGCAAGAGGUCAGCCAAGUAACCAUUAGCCAGGAAUAAGAGAAAGACUAAAUUACAUCUGUCUUCACAGCUGGAGAUACUGUCAGGACGUACACUGAAGACUUUUUAAGGGUCUUUUUGAAAGAUACAGCACAUCAGUACUGAUGGAUGUAUCUGCAUAUCUGUGGAUUUGCUUUCAUCUCUUUAUUGCCAUUCAAGCGAGUGAUGAGCUCCGGCCUUUUAGUGUUUCUGUGCCCAAACACUUCUACGAGUGUCCUGAGGGGGCCAACGUCACUCUGACGUGUAUCCAGACCGUAUUCAAGGUUAACCCAGAGGAGAAGAUUCGUCACAUCUGGCUCUUUACGUCUCACACAGAGAGACACUGUCAAAAGGGCUUACAUCCGCGUGGGGCCGAACACACCAACCGCUUGCUGGGUGUACAGUACAGCGAACAGUUCUUCUCCAUCAACCUGCAAAACAUCAAAGCCAAGGACCAGGGCAAAUACUGCUGCCUUGCUCUGAAUGUUGAGGUCAAGAAGCAAGUCCAGCAUAACUACAUUUUCCUGACUGUGAUGCCAGCUCACAACGGCAGUCUGAAGUGUAAUGAGUGGAACCACAGUCCUUCAGAUGCUACAAAUGAUUCAGUGGCUAUAGGUCUGGCUAUCGCGGCCUUCCUCGCUUUUAUUCUUUGUCUCCCCCUCAUACUGAUUCUGGUUUACAAACAGAGACAAACAGCAGAGCACAGCAGACGUGCACAUGAGCUGGUGCGUAUGGACAGUGCACAGGGGCAUGAGAACGCAGUGUUUUGCUGUGAUUCACCAGAGCCUAAACCACGGACUGUAUCUCAAAUCAUGCGUCAGUCUUCUGAAACGGGACACCACCUCUUAUCAGACCCCGGAACUCCAUUCUCACCUAACAUACAAGGGAACGUCUUCUUCUCUAUGCCGGAAUUGGUUCCUGAGUCUCCAAACCUUCUUCAGUAGUAAGAGACAUUCCCUCCCAAGAACCCCUGGUGCUUAAUCCUCCACCACAUCAUCAUGCCUCUAUUCUUCCUGUCUACUGCAAGGAUGAUGAAGAGUGACCCCCAAAACCAGGAGAACUCGACACACCGCUACAUCACUGCAGAUGUUUUCUGGUAUCAUGUUUCCUGCCCAGCGAUCAGAAGGAACAUCUGAAUAUUCCACAACUUCCGAGGAAUAUCAGGGCAUUUCACGAAAGCAUUUCGAAGAGGAGGACCUGUUUAACGUGUGCUUUCCUCGCUGUUUGGGUCAACAGAAUGAUAGCUGUAGAUUUCUGUGAACAUUUUUAAAGUGUCACAUACAGAUUGUGUCUCUACGUGCACUUAAAUGGCUGUUUCUUCCUCUUCUCGUUUCUCUGAUCAGUAUUUCUACCAUCCUCACGUCAUUUUCCUCGCUGAAAUAUUCCUCCUCUGUUUUAGAGGUCAGAGAUGGAUUAAUAAUGAAAAUAAAUAUGUGUUUACCUGUUUACCACUGAAAUGGUGCUGGAGUCGAUGCUGUCUUGGGAAUCUCACUCCUAGUUUUGAGAACUUAUUUUAAUGCUUUGAACAGAAUUGAAUUCGGUGUCUUUACUCAAUGGAGACAGAUUGAGCACCAGCACCGCGUCAAUGGUAAAAAAAGAUCUAACACCAUCUCAACAUCAGAACCGCUUGGAGAUGAGCUGCUGUUUUUAAAGCCUCUCGUGGUGAGCGUGGAUCUGUUGUGGUGCUUUUAUCAGGUUUGUAGCUUACAGUGUAUCAGGCUGUGUGUGCAAUUUCUUGUCAUAUGUUUUAAUAGCGAUAGAAAAUGAAAAUUGUUUCCUUCAUGUCGUCCCAAACCUGUAUGACUUUCUUUCUUCUGCAGAACACAAAAGAAGAUAUUUGGAAAAACAUUGGUAACCAAACAAACCCCAAUGACUUUCACUGUAUGGAAGCAAAACUCAGACAUUUCUCAAAAUAUCUUCUUUCGUAUUCCAUAGAGAAAAAGUGUCAGGUUUUGAAUGACAUGAGGAUAAAUAAAGGAUGACUGAUUUUUAUUUUGUGGUGAACUUUCCCUUUAAGGGCCAUAUUGAGGACACAAAAGAAGAGAUUUUGUAUGUUAUAUAUCGAUUUUUUCACUGCCAUCUGGUGCGUGUGUGUUCGUGCGUGUGUAUGUUUUACUAUUUAGCGGGACCUCAAUUGAAAUAAAAAAGCAAAGCGCUGGUCGACUUUCAAGAAGCUUCAGAAUCGAAAUUCACUGCCAUAGGGACUGCCAAAACUUUGCAUUGUAGAUGAAUGAAUGAAUCACCGAAUGGACGGAUGUGUUUUAGAUGAAUGUUUUCAAAUCUGCUUUGUACAUACACUCAUAACAAUGCAACUUUGGAAAUACCGUUGUUGUACCGUAUAUGUAGCUCAUGAUGACAUAUGUAGACAAUGCUGUGCAAUAUGAUACAACUGCUGAUACAAUCAGAGAUUGCUUCAAUGUCUUUUAAAAACUGCCAAUAAAUAUUAAGUUCUCGUGA
Molecule: messenger RNA, 2515 nt
Organism: Triplophysa dalaica
Lineage: Eukaryota; Metazoa; Chordata; Actinopteri; Cypriniformes; Nemacheilidae
Gene: vsir
Product: V-set immunoregulatory receptor
Exons: 7
Coding region: 184-1002 (272 amino acids)
Biological process (GO): positive regulation of regulatory T cell differentiation; negative regulation of CD4-positive, alpha-beta T cell proliferation; regulation of immune response
Cellular component (GO): plasma membrane
Source: RefSeq, a predicted model, not a curated record